AUGGCCGGCACGUCCAGCUCGACGGUGAAGACGCUGGAGGACCUGACCCUGGACUCCGGGUAUGGGGCGGGGGACUCGUGCCGCUCGCUCAGCCUCUCGUCGUGCAAGUCCACCUGGCCGGCGCUGGGCUCGGCGGCCCCGCAGCCGCGGGCGGGGGCCGCCUCCUCCGCCGCCUCCGCCUCCGCCGCCGCCUGGUGGGCCUCGUCGGCCUCCGUGCCCAGCCGCCACAACAGCUGGGACACGGUGAGCGCGGCGCUGCCCGAGGACGCGGAGGGCGCCGACCCGUUCUGCCGCUGCCCGCGGCUGCCCGAGCUGGAGGAGACCCCGUGGAGCGAGGGGGACGUGGCGCGGGUGCUGGGCAAGGGGGCCGGGCCGGGCCGGCGGCGGGCGGCCGCCUUCUCGGCCGAGGCGGCGCGGCGGCUGGGGCUGCUGCUGCGCCGGGCGCUGCUGCGCGUGGGCCGGGAGGCGCAGCGGCUGAGCGUGCUGCACGCCAAGUGCACCCGCUUCGAGGUGCAGAGCGCCGUGCGGCUGGUGCACAGCUGGGCGCUGGCCGAGAGCUGCGCGCUGGCCGCCGUCAAGGCGCUCUCCCUGUACAGCAUGAGCGCCGGCGACGGGCCGCGCCGCGGCCAGUCCGCCCGCUGCGGCCUCACCUUCUCCGUCGGCCGCUUCUUCCGCUGGAUGGUGGACACCCGCAUCGCCGUGCGCGUCCACCGCUACGCCGCCAUCGCCCUGGCCGCCAGCACCGAGAACCUGGUGGAGGAGAUCCGCGCCCGGGUGCUGGCCGGACGGGGCCCCGACGGGCCCGACGGGGAGGUGUCGGCCGAGGCGCUCGAGCUGGUCAUCAACAACGACGCCGAGCUCUGGGGGGUCCUGCAGCCCUACGAGCACCUCAUCUGCGGAAAGAACGCCAACGGUGUCUUAUCCCUGCCUGCUUACUUCAGCCCCUACAAUGAUGGAUCCCUGUGCGAUGAUGACCGGGUCGAUGCCUAUGCCCAACUGGAACUUCGAACUUUAGAACAGUCUCUCCUGGCUACCUGUGUGGGGAGCAUCUCCGAACUGAGUGACCUGGUCUCCCGUGCCAUGCACCACAUGCAGUGCCUCAGCUCCUUGCGCCCAGGAACCAGUCCCGCCCGCCAAGUCCGCCAGCCGCCACAGCCCAUCACCUGGUCUCCAGAUGCCCUCCACACUCUCUACUACUUCCUGAGGUGCCCGCAGAUGGAGUCCAUGGAGAACCCCAACCUAGACCCCCCAAGGAUGACUCUGAAUAAUGAACGGCCUUUCAUGCUUCUUCCUCCGCUGAUGGAGUGGAUGAGAGUGGCCCUCACUUACGCAGAUCACCGACGUAGCCUGACGGUGGACAGUGACGACAUCAGACAGGUGGCCCGGCUGCUCCUCCCAGGCUUGGACUGUGAGCCCCGGCAGCUGAAACCUGAAUGCUGCUUCAGUUCCUUCCGGAGACUAGACGCCAAAGCAGCCACAGAAAAGUUCAAUCAGGACCUGGGCUUCCGAAUGCUCAACUGCGGGAGGACUGAUCUCAUCAACCAGGCCAUUGAGGUGUUGGGGCCGGAUGGGGUGAACACCAUGGAUGACCAGGGGAUGACACCGCUGAUGUAUGCCUGUGCUGCGGGGGACGAAGCUAUGGUGCAGAUGCUGAUCGAUGCUGGAGCAAACCUGGAUAUACCGGUCCCAGGCAGCUCACCCCGGUAUCCCUCAGUCCACCCGGAUAGCCGGCAUUGGACCUCCCUGACAUUUGCUGUGCUGCACGGACACAUCUCUGUCGUUCAGCUGCUCUUGGAUGCUGGAGCCCACGUGGAGGGAUCCGCCGUGAACAGCGGGGAGGAUAACUACGCUGAGACCCCGCUGCAGCUGGCAUCCGCGGCAGGGAACUAUGAGCUGGUCAGUCUGCUGCUGAGCCGGGGGGCGGAUCCACUCCUGAGCACGCUGGAAACCAGUGGCAUGGCUUCCUCACUUCACGAAGACAUGAACUGCUUCAGCCAUUCGGCAGCCCACGGGCACAGGAAUGUCCUAAGGAAGCUUCUCACCCAGCCCCAGCAGUCCAAAACGGACGUCCUCUCCCUGGAGGAGAUCUUAGCCGAAGGGGUGGAGGAGAGCGAUACCUCCAGCCAAGGCAGCUCCAGCGAGGGCCAGAUCCGGCUGUGCAAGGCCAGGAUGAAGGCCCUGCAGGAGGCCAUGUACUAUAGCGCGGAGCACGGCUAUGUCGACAUCACGAUGGAGCUGAGGGUUCUCGGGAUCCCCUGGAAGCUCCACGUGUGGAUAGAGUCACUGAGAACUUCGUUUUCCCAGUCGCGCUACUCGGUUGUGCAGAGCCUUUUGCGGGAGUUCAGCACCAUCAAGGAGGAGGACUACAACGAGGAGCUGGUGAAUGACGGGCUCCAGCUCAUGUUCGACAUCCUGAAGACCAGCAAGAACGAUUCCGUGAUCCAGCAGCUGGCUUCAAUCUUCACGCACUGCUAUGGCAACAGCCCCAUCCCCAGCAUCCCUGAGAUCAGGAAGACGUUGCCAGCCCGGCUAGAUCCUCACUUUCUGAACAACAAGGAAAUGUCUGACGUGACAUUCUUAGUGGAAGGAAAGUUGUUCUACGCACACAAGGUCCUGCUGGUGACGGCUUCUAACAGGUUUAAGACUCUGAUGACCAAUAAAUCGGAGCAAGACGGCCAUGGCAGUAAAACCAUUGAGAUCGGCGACAUGAAGUACAAUAUUUUCCAGAUGAUGAUGCAGUAUUUAUAUUACGGAGGAACAGAAUCCAUGGAAAUACCCACAGCUGACAUCCUCGAGCUGCUGUCUGCUGCCAGCUUGUUCCAGUUGGAUGCCUUGCAGAGACACUGUGAGAUCAGGUGUUCCCAAACCAUCAGCAUGGAGAGCUCAGUGAAUAUCUACAAGUUUGCUAAGAUCCACAACGCCCCCGAACUGGCCCUGUUCUGCGAAGGUUUCUUCCUCAAGCACAUGAACUCGCUGCUGGAGCAGGACUCCUUCCGCCAGCUCAUUUACAGCCGGAGCAGCAAGGUGCAGGGACUGGACCCUCUGCAGGACCUGCAGAGCACCUUGGCCCAGCGCGUGCACUCGGUCUACAUCACCUCCAGGGUGUGACGGUGGGCCACCUUUCUCCCUCGCCCCACCCAGCCACGAGCCUCCCCAGCCACGGGGGAGUUGCCAGAGGGAUCUGGCCCAGGCC
Tachyglossus aculeatus (Australian echidna) is the source of this 3193-nucleotide messenger RNA. RefSeq names its product ankyrin repeat and BTB domain containing 2 (gene ABTB2). The coding region runs from base 1 to 3108 and encodes 1035 amino acids. The transcript is spliced from 17 exons. Gene Ontology annotation, molecular function: protein heterodimerization activity. Lineage: Eukaryota; Metazoa; Chordata; Mammalia; Monotremata; Tachyglossidae. The record is from RefSeq and is a predicted model, not a curated record.